CCCACCUGCUCUCAUGCAGUUCCACCUCCUCCAAAGCCACUCGCCUCCCCCCUCGACCCUCUGCCUCUCGUCUCAGGGCCUGGACAUCAGCUGAAAAAAAGGCACGACGUGAGACCUGUGAGUUGUUUCAUCUGGGGCGAAAUGAGGACUGCAGCCCAGGAGACGGCAUUUCAGACAGCUCUGAGAAACUGCUCCAAAGAGGCGGGGGAAGGUAUAUCUGGGCCCAGAGCGUAUGUGUGGCUAUUGCAGAGACGCACAGCUAGUGGCUGCAUCUGCACAGCUGAGAACAACUGGAUCUUGUUCACACUCAGCCAGAGGAAGGUUCCUGGCCAGGCUGUGCCCGGGAGGGCGGAGGGUGUCCCGGAGGCCCUGAAGCAGAAGGUGCAGCAGAGAAUGGACAAGGCCCAUGACAAUGUCUCCACACAAACAGAAACAAGACCAGGAAAGUGCAACAUUCCAGGAGAUCCUGGAGAGGAAUUGGGGGAAGGAAGCGGCGGCCGGAGGCUUUGGAGCUCGGCCCCCAAGAACAGGGAAGAAGCAGAUGCACUGCAUGAAUAUCCGAAUGAGCUGAAAACAGACUUGGCCGUGGGGGAUCAAGACACACUCCAAGAAGAUCAGCUGGACAGGAAGAGGUUUUUGGAGGAGUUUCCUCGGGUGAAGCAGGAGCUUGAGGAGGGCAUAAAAAAGCUCCACGCACUUGCAGACAAGGCUGACAAGGUACACAAGGGCUGCACCAUCUCCAAUGUGGCAGCUGCCUCUGCUGGCACUGUGUCUGGUGUCCUGACCAUCCUUGGCCUGACUCUGGCACCCGUGACAGCAGGGGCCAGUCUGGCACUCUUAGCCACUGGGGUAGGGCUGGGAGCAGCGGCUGCUGUGACCAGUGUGUCCGCCACCAUCGUGGAAUCUGUAGGCACGUCGGCAGCAGAAACCGAAGCCAGUCGCCUUACGGCAACUGCUGACAACAACGAGGAGGGGUUUGCGGGGAUUGUAUGUAACAACACAGUCAAGUUGGCUUCCUCUAUAGAGAAAUUCUGCCAAGCCACGCAAGAAAUUAAGAACAACGUCCGUGCCAUCAAGUUGGCCAAAGUCAACCCUAACUUAGCAGCCCGUGCUAAGCGCUUCACGGCCACUGGGCAAGUCUCAGUCAAAGGCGGGAGGCAGGUGCAGACAGCUUUCAGAGGCACGGCUCUGGCAAUGACCAAAGGAGCCCGGAUUGCGGGUGUGGCCACCGCAGGUGUCUCCCUUCUGGUGGACGUGGCCUUCCUGGUGAAAGAUGCAAAGCACUUGCUUGAGGGGGCAAAGACGGAGUCGGCUGAAAGGCUGAGGCAGCAGGCCCGGGAGCUGGAGAAGAAGUUGGAGGUGCUCACCCGCGUCUAUGAGCGGCUGCAGUAGGGCUGGACUCCGCCACUCCUCGAGCUGUGCAGGGACCAGGGACACUUGUGGGGCCAAGGUGCAGAGGCACCUUGUUAGAGGAAAAAAGAGAGUGAGACAAAAAGAUAAAAGUGGGGAAGAUGGGCUGUUCUCUCUGAUUCUUGUUUUGUUCUGUUGGCUGGACUAUGCCAUUUUCCUAGAGGAAGAGAAAUCCUUAAACCCUCUUGUAUUCAAAACCUGUAAUUUGCAUCCCUAAAUUCUCCCUCUUGGCUCGAGUUGAGCCACAAAACUUCAAGUACCGCUGUUCAAAAAUUAUUUCAAAAAAUCACAGAAUAAAUGUCCCCUUUUUUUUUGAGAGCUUUAUUAAUGUUUAAUUAAAUGUUUACCAGGGUUUCUUACACUUUUAUAAAACAGGCUGAUUUCAUAUCAGUCUUCACAAUCAUGUUCAUAUAUGGAGAGAAACAACAGUCCAAAAAAAUGAAAUCAUCCUGUGUAUAUUGU
This is a messenger RNA of Physeter macrocephalus (sperm whale), 1872 nucleotides long. Its product is annotated as apolipoprotein L3-like. Gene Ontology annotation, cellular component: membrane; extracellular region. Gene Ontology annotation, biological process: lipid transport; lipoprotein metabolic process. Gene Ontology annotation, molecular function: lipid binding. Bases 142 to 1392 code for a protein of 416 amino acids. The transcript has 5 exons. The record is from RefSeq and is a predicted model, not a curated record. Lineage: Eukaryota; Metazoa; Chordata; Mammalia; Artiodactyla; Physeteridae.